Molecule: messenger RNA, 2130 nt
Organism: Leishmania braziliensis MHOM/BR/75/M2904
Lineage: Eukaryota; Euglenozoa; Kinetoplastea; Trypanosomatida; Trypanosomatidae
Exons: 1
Coding region: 1-2130 (709 amino acids)
Source: RefSeq, a predicted model, not a curated record
AUGCACUCUGCGAUUCGCUUUUCAAGCUCACGCUCGCAGAGUGCGAGCUCCUCGAUGCAGACUCACUCCGCUGCUGCUGAGCCUCUCCCGAGUGUGUCGUCCAUCGCUCGCGGAAAUGAUGAUUGCCGCGACAAUCCCCAAAGUGUGUUGGAGCCGACCGUCCGGCUGCCGACGUCCACCACCUCGAUGGCGUCAACCUUUUCCCAGCACAGUCUUCGCAGUGGUUCUGAUUUGCCGUCCGCCGUACGUGGCAACAUCCCCAGCGCCCCACUCACUGCAGCGUUGUCCUACGCAAGCAAAGGGAAUGUCAUGGGGGCCUUUGAUCGCAGUCAGUCAGGCAAGCCGCCCGCAAAGGUGACGUCUUCGUUCCCCGGUAGCGUCACGAGCCGCGCCUCUGAAGCGAGCAGCCACACUAAACGCGACCGGUCGGGCAGCGGCCGGCGACACAACUCGGCCCCCGGUGCACCACAGUCUCGAACUGCCACAGAGCCACUGCACGCGCACCCAGGGAGGUUUUUCGCCAAUCUUCCGUGGAUACCACCGCCACCGAUCUACGGCACGCCGCUACCGGACAGCAGCAACAUGAAUCGCUACUAUGCGCACUACUACGACCCUACUGCAGUAAGACUGCGAUCUCCUUUCUGUUACCCAAACGAUGAUGUCCCGCUGCACUCAGCGGGACACCACAGAGACGUGGGAAGCGCGGAGUGGCCAACGCCAAGUGACCUGCCUCUUCCCUCUACGUUUCCAAUGCCACCGCACGUGCUGCCACAGCCAUCACUGUCAACGAUCUCUGCGUCAGCAACGGAAGCUACCGCAGGGUGCAUGGCUGCACCGCAGCACGGGUGGCCAAUGCCACCUCCACUUUCAUACCCCCCGCCACCGCCACCGCCAUGGUGGUUUUAUGGGUCACCCCAGCUCGCACUCUCGCCCUCUUCGUCGGGCUCCUCUUCGAGUAGUAGUAAAGGCAGCAGGUAUUCUUCAUCGUCGUCAUGUGCGUCAGCGAGAUUGGCCACGUCACCUUCACGACAUCCGCUGUCAGGCGUUCUAUUCCGGCAGUCUGUGCCCGCGUAUGAGGAGACAGCCGCUCCGUCGCGGCGCGGUGUGUCGGUUCCUGCAGGCUCUGUAGUGACACCAAUCGCAGCCGCACCGCGGCGUGACGCUGGUGGUUGCCGCGCAGAACAUCAACACCCCGCUGUCUCAUCCGGCUCUCGCUGCGCUGCGACCCAUACGGGUGGCACCGGCAGAGCGGCACGGCAGCCGGCGAGGCUGUUCUCUGGGUCGUCGGUCGCCACCACCAGGAGGGCUGCAACUAGGGCAACUGACUCCGCCCCACCACAAGGGGUAGAACGUCGGGUAUAUGCGUCGAGCAGCAGGAGCAGUGACCUAGAGCGAGCGGCGAAUGUAAAGGCAGUGCAAGCCGCGCCUCAGCGCAGGAGCGCUGCGCUUGGCAUUCAGCCUGACCAGUCUGAAGAGUAUGAGGAGGAGGUCGUGUCAGGGAACGGUUGCGGCAGCGCCGCAGCUCGUAUGCAGCACGCCUUGAGCUCUGCAGAAGCCUAUCUGGCCAAAAUGGAGCACCUUUACCGUCAGUUGCGGCACCGCUACGAGGAAGUGGUCCUGUCGCCGGAAAAGAUGAUGAGGUGCAGCGCCGACAUCACCGGCACCGAGGGGACCGAGGAGAAGCAGCACCCACGCACUGUGAUCGCGACAACGACUAGGGCGACCAGAGAUCCGCAGGAGAAGGGACGGUUGCAUCCGCUGCAGCGAACACUUUCGCCGCCGACGCACCUGCAACCAGCCGCGCCCAUGCCACAUACUGCACAACCUGUGUCCCCUAUCCUGUCGGCUGUGCACCCGCCGCCCGUCGAAGUGUCACCGUCUCUGUUGCCGUCGUCAUCAGCGACCUCCGCAACAGCACUGAGGCACGAGCUACAGCUCUUAGAGUCGCAGUGGCAGCGGCUGGAAGAGCUGAAGCGAUACGGAGGCAGCGCCACGACGACGGCAGUCGCACCGUCUGCCACGCCGUCACCAUCAGCGACAGCGGCAGCGAUGGAUGAAGAUCGCUUCACACGCCACCGUUUCCUGCAGCUGAUACGGGAUCGCAAGCAACUGCUGAUGUCGGCUGCAUAG